GCGAGUUCAUUUCCGGUUCAAAAUAAAAAAAGCAGCUUUUUGUUUGUGAAUAAAACAACUAUUUUGAUUAGGUUUCUUUUUCGAACUCUCACGAGUUGUUCUACUUUAGAAUCAGCAACACAUUAAUGCAUAAGUCAGUUCUCUAUCUAUUUGUUUAGUCGCCUAUCGUUGUCUUGCAUGUCUCAGUCUUUUAAUCCACAGUUGAAUCCCAUUGGUUUACAAGCACAGGCAUGUUUCCUCACCAGCAGCAGUAAUCGCCAACUUUCUUGGCUUCGCAUCACUUCCGUUGUUAAAAAAGACACAGAUGAUUUGACCUUACUGUCGUUUGCUGAAGCGUUUCCUUUAUCCAUUCUCCUGCCUCUAUCACUGGUCAAGACACCCAACACAAGCGUUAGUUUCACUUAUGAUGCGUUGUGCAAAACCGUCAUAUUUCACUUUCAUUCAGAAGUAGCAAGUUGGGGAGGAAGGCCCUGCUGAAGGAGAAAUUCCUCUUUUGACAGCCAUGAAAACGAUUGCUGUUCUGUUGAAAAUGAAGGAGAUUACGGUGUGUUUGUUGUUGAUUCUAUCCAUAGUUGUUUCACAGUCAAGCAAUUCAAAUGUAAGCAACACAAUUAAUGCACAGUUUACUAGUUCAGUCAUCGGUCAAGUGGGAGUGACCACCACUGCCGCUGCUGCUGAAGACAAAAGGAAAUCAAUUUCCUCCUCGGUUGAAUAUUCUACGAGCACUAUGACAGUGACAUCAUCUUCACCUAUGGAUCUGGUCUCUACAUCGUCUUCUCUAUCAGAUUUCUCUGUUAAAACCUCGACUAGCACUCCUGGGUUGGAUACCACGGUAUUGCGCAUGACAAGCACUGCCGACCCAUCAGCGCCCACAACACUGACUCAAGCGAUGACGUCUGCUGCAGCAAAUAAAACCAUUACAUCUGCAAUGUCAAGUGUUGAAGCAACAAAAGCAACGCAAGUAGUGACUUCUUCCUCAGUAAAUGAAAGCAAUAAAACUGAUAAGUCAACAACGACACCACUAAGCGUAACGUCUGAAAGUGAAAGCGUUACACCUGUCAUGUCACGUACAGCCACGAAAACAACCCAAUACGUGACGUCUACCCCAGAAAGUAAAAGAGUCACACCUGUCGUGUCAUAUACUGCCACGAAAACAACCCAUUACGUGACGUCUACCCCAGAAAGUAAAAGAGUCACACCUGUCGUGUCACCUACUGCCACGAAAACAACCCAUUACGUGACGUCUACCCCAGAAAGUAAAAGAGUCACACCUGUCAUGUCACAUAUAGUUACAAGUGCAACCAAGAGUACAGCUCAAAGUGAAACGUUCGUACCAGCAAGUGAAAGUGUCACAGUUGUCGUUUCGAAUGAAACAUCAAAGACAACUGAAAGCGUGACUUCGAAAGCCAUCACAUUCAGCGUAGCAUCAAGUUUUAUAAGCACUUUCGUUACUACAUUUCAAAGAGCCACUGAAAUUCCAAGUAGAUUUACAGUCAGCAUUAACGCAAACGUGACAGACGUGCCAAGCGUGACGGUAACGACAUCUACAACAGCUAUUCCAGUUACUUCAACUUUGGCUCCAAACAAAAGUGUCACAACUUCAUAUUCUGUAAGUGAAGCAAUUUCCAGACCAUCAGUUACCAAGACAACUGAUAUUACGAGCAGUGUUGCCAUAGUAACAAGCGUUACCCAUUCUAGUACCGUUGCUACUUCGACCCAGCCUCCCACCACAAUUCCAAGCACCACUACUAAACCGACUACUAAACCACAAGUGGCUCCCGAGUUUAAAACACCUCCACCAAAUAAUAAGACUGUCAAAGAAGGAGAAACAUUGGUGUUGACAUGCACAGCCACAGGAACCCCAACACCAGUUAUUACUUGGAAAAAAGAAAAAAUUAAACUGCAAAAUACGAGUAGCAUUGUCAUUAGUUGGGAUAAGUCAAAGAUAAAAAUAUUAAGAACUACAAGAGAAGAUGAGGGAACAUAUCAAUGUAAUGCUUCGAAUGGUGUUGGACGAGGAGUGGAAGCAGGAACUAAAGUCAAGAUUUCAUAUUUUUCAGGUUUGCAAGUUAAGAUUACUGAGCCAGACGCUCAUCAGUCUAUCAGGGAGGGAGUCGACGUCAUACUUACUUGCUCAGUGGACGCAUAUCCCCGUCCAUUUUUCACGUGGAAGAAAGACGACAAAGAAGAUGGCGUUGAAUUAGGAAGUAGGCAGGAUUCCAAUGGUUCAAGGCGCUUCUCUGAUCUUUAUCUUCCAAACAUCAGCCGCAAGAAUGGAGGAAACUACACGUGCUUGGCUUAUACGGGAACGGAUUUGUUGGGAAACGCCAAUAAAAUGCUGAAUGUAGAGUUAUCACUUGUACCUACCUACCCACCGUCUAAUGCAAUGAAGACAACAGACCACACCAUUACUAUACAUAUCCACAAGAUAGAAUACCUUGGAAAUGGCAAACGAGUCAGUUACAUACAAGUAAUUGUAAAGCAGCUCAAGAAUCAAACACUUCCAACGAGACAACCUUCACAUCUUGAACCAUCAGAACUUGGUCCAUAUUCAAAGAACAGAACAGAGCUGUAUAUUGCAGCAGUUAUCUUGCUUAAAGAUAUAGGACGGGGACCGACAAGGUUGGUGCUGGGAGAUGAAAGCAUGUCUUAUACUCCGACAAAGGCCAGAAGUAGGCGAAAUCCUCGUGAAGAGCAUGAACAGUAUUACAAUGCGCCGUUGCUUCCCGAGACAUAUUACACAGCAUUCCAAAGGAUGAUGUCAAAAGACAAAUACCACGAGUCACUCGGGUGGAUCACAGCUACCAAGACUACUACACAAUCACAGGUCGUUGAUGAUUCUGAUCUUAGCACAAUACUGUGGAUCGUGUGUGUCUCUUUAAUAGUGCUGAUCAUCCUCAUCGUAGUUAUGUCCGUAUACAUUAUAAAUAAGAAAAAAACACAUGAGAUUGACAUUGAUGAUGGCAAUUCUGGUAAGAACGCCUUUGGUAAGAUGGCACGUUCAUUAUCCAUUCACAUGGCGAGACUACACGAGCAUUAUCAUCCUUCUGGACCGAUUCCAGUCGAGAAUUUCGCUCAUCACGUGGCUCGGAUGCAUAAAAGUGGAGACAUGCACUUCUCGACAGAGUAUGAGAGAAUCCCUGAAUAUGACAGUAUCCCAGCCACCCACAGUAUCGAUCCUGCCAACCAAUGGAAGAACAGAUACUCCAACAUUGUAGCUUAUGAUUAUAAUCGAGUGAAGCUCAUUCCUUAUGAUGACGAACCCGCAUCAGACUACAUCAAUGCCAGUUAUAUUACUGGUUACAACAACGAGAACACUUACAUUGCAGCACAAGGACCCUUAGAUGAAACGUGUGGUGAUUUCUGGCGUAUGAUCUGGGAGCAGAAUACCAGAGUGAUUGUAAUGCUUACCAACGUACGAGAACGUGGCCGUCUCAAAUGUUCUCAAUACUGGCCAACAUCCGGGAAAUCAAGAUAUGAAGUAAUUUACGUAUCCCUGGAAGACGUUGUCGAACUGACGUCAUACACGAUACGUGUGUUUCGUGUUGCAAUGACGGGCCAGAAAGAAACAAGAAUGAUAAAACAGUUUCAUUUUACCGGCUGGCCAGAUCAUGGAGUACCCAAAAGUGCGACUUUCCUACUGGCAUUUGUUCGUCAAACAGCUAAAAUGAAUCCACCAGAUGCUGGUCCAAUGGUUGUACAUUGUAGUGCUGGGGUUGGUCGUACAGGAACAUUUAUCGUCAUUGAUACAAUGCUCCAACAAAUCGCUCAAGAAAAAACCGUUGAUAUCUUAAAUUGCGUAACACAGCUGAGGAAACAGAGAAACCUGAUGGUCCAGACAGAACAGCAGUAUAUCUUUAUCCACGAUGCUUUGCUUGAUGUGAUUAUCAGCGGUGACACGGAAAUACAUGCUAGUAAUCUACGCAAACACGUGCAAGAAAUGAUCGAGCCUUUUAAGGAAACAGGCGAAACAAAGAUGGCCUUAGAGUUUCAAAGACUGUCACGAGGUGUGCGCCCACAUUACACCAUUACAGCGGCAACAACCCCCGCUAAUAAAAGUAAAAACCGUUACGCGAAUACUCUUCCGUAUGACGACACCCGCGUCCCCCUUGUAGUCCAAACAGCGGUGAAUGGGUCAGAUUAUGUGAACGCGAACUACAUCGACGCAUACAUGAAAAAAAGAGCAUUCAUCGCCACUCAAGCUCCACUUCCUGAAACUUUUGAUGACUUUUGGAGAAUGAUCUGGGAACAAAAAUGCUAUACUAUCGUGGUUCUAGCACAAGAAAUGGAAAAUGAUAAGCUUAAAAUGAACCGUUAUUGGCCAACAACUCAUCCAAUCACGUUUGGAGUACUCCAAGUAGCAAUGCUAGAAGAAGAAAAGAAAGAAUACCUAGAAACAAGGGUUUUUAACAUCACUAACACGAUGGACAAUAGUUGUCAAAUAGUACACCAGUUUCACUACACCGCCUGGACAUCAGAGGACCUGACCGACUCGGGAAUCAACAUACUCAGUAUGAUUGAACAAAUACAGCAAUGGCAGAACGCCUCGGGCAAUCACGUCAUCACAGUACAUUGCAGUGCUGGUGUUGGUCGUACUGGCGUGUUCUGUGCUGUCAGUUCUUUGAUAGAAAGACUCAAGGCUGAGGCAGUUGUAGACGUCUUUCAGACUGUCAAACAACUGAGAGAACAAAGACCAGCGAUGGUACAAACCAAGUCGCAGUAUGAAUUCUGCUAUAGAAUUUUACUCGAAUAUCUUGAUACACAUACAUCUCUGGAAGAAUUGGAUUCAUCUCCAGCCCUCUCUCAGUCUUACAACACAGGAAAUCCUCCAGAAAGCGAAAAAACUCAAAACGAAAUUUCAGAACAAAGUUCUCUUGAGUCCGCAAAAAGCAACGGAAAGUCUAACCUUGUUGAUAGUGGCAUAGCAUCUGAUUCUUUAAGCGAAGUAAAGCAGAAAAACUCUCCAAACCACAUCGUACCGUCAACUGAUACAUCAGAAAAUUUCAAACAGAGAGAUGUCACACCCGAGGAUAAAGCACAGGUGAAUGUCACACCUAAAAAAGAAGGCCUAGAAAAUGUUUGUCUAGAAGUCACGCUCGAAAACGGAGUGUCACAACAAAAUGCAACACGUGAAAAUAUCACACAAAAGGAUAUCUCGACCGAAAAUAACAGGCAAAAAAGUGUGACACUUGAAGAUGAUGUCACGCUGGAAAAUACUGCGCACGAAGGUGUGACAGAACACGAGUUCAUACAAGAUAUCACGCCAGAAACACAUCAAAAGGCUGACGAUGAACCUUUGGCUAAUUCACAAGCAGUUCUACGAAGAGCAGAUUCAGAAGAGUCUGACCCAUAUGUUUCUCCUUUAUCAAGUUCCUUAAACUUAAACGGCUAUUGAGACGAGUGUUGAAGAAAAACUACAAUAUAUAACACUGACAAGCUACCUCUCUCAGUAUUACAAAGAAGUCAAGCAUGAGAACAGGUUUAUGGCUUUUCUUGCACUUUCUGGGUUUAGGCUUUAAAAUGUGAACUUAAAAUACAUUAAGAAAUAUUAGUUUAACUAACCUUUUAUCUUUUCAUUUAUGAGCAAGUUUCUUAUGCUUCUUCACUGCGAUAUUCGAGUUUGGCUUUCACUGAAACACCGUACACUAGUAACCUCGCCUUGUUGGGUGUACAGGCUUGGCUGCUAAGUGUGAAAACGAAUCAUUGAUGUUUGUUCUUACUGAUAUUUUGACAUCAGAAAAUCAUGAAUUUAAUCAAUAUCAAGCAGUAGUUUUACAUAAGUUAUUCAAUAGUCUAGUCUGUUUGAUAAAAAGCGUAACAUAGUACUAACAUACUGAAGCACUGUACAUAAUACUAUACACUGAUGCAACUUCGUACUUUUAUAUCACGUAAACUAAUUAUUUGACUUGUCAAAGAAUAAAACUUCAGUCCCAUAUUCAUU
Actinia tenebrosa (Australian red waratah sea anemone) is the source of this 5941-nucleotide messenger RNA. RefSeq lists its product as uncharacterized. Gene Ontology annotation, molecular function: protein tyrosine phosphatase activity. Gene Ontology annotation, cellular component: neuron projection. The record is from RefSeq and is a predicted model, not a curated record. Lineage: Eukaryota; Metazoa; Cnidaria; Anthozoa; Actiniaria; Actiniidae. Gene Ontology annotation, biological process: protein dephosphorylation.